Molecule: messenger RNA, 3016 nt
Organism: Lingula anatina
Lineage: Eukaryota; Metazoa; Brachiopoda; Lingulata; Lingulida; Lingulidae
Product: fibrinogen-like protein A
Source: RefSeq, a predicted model, not a curated record
AGCAAAUUUUUUUCGAAUGAGAAUCUUAUAGUUCUGUGAAAAUCUGAGUCCUUCACUUCCACUAAGCAAUGUGUUUGGUGAGCUACAUUGUUACCCACUUCACCAGCCAAUGUGCUAGAUGAGCACCCUUUUCACCGGACGGUGUAUCAUAUGUUGUGAAAUGUGUAUUAAAAUGCAUUUGGGACCACCUGGCACAUCUGAACACUAUUAUCUCUCUGCAUAUUUCAAAAUACACCCCGUUUGAUAUCUGGAUUCAUUAAACCGACUUUUGACCGUGAUCCUUUGCUGCCUUUUUACCCUUCAUUCCUUGGUUUACACCAUCCCCACUAUAAAGUGUUGACGACCCCAACUACUAUGUACACUUCAAAAGAAGGGAAAGAUAUACUUUGGAGAGUUCUGUUAUGUCGUGAUUUGGGUGAAAAAGCCAAACCCUAAUAAAAAAAUCUAAGCCAUUAAGUGCACCUGCAUCGUCAAAUAUUCAUAAUGUUGAGAUGAUUGUUUAUGCCUUCAAAUUUGUCGCAUAUCCAAUAUUAAUGUAUUAACAUCAAGGCGAUCAAUAACACUACAUUUAAAAGAAAUGGGCAUUGAUAAUAUAGAGAAAGUUUACAAAACGCACAGCUUCGAUAUCGUUGUUGGUUGGCAUCUUUAUAAAUCUUCACGACAGCAAUCUAGUGGCGUAGAUUUCAUCCCGAGGCAAAAGAUGCUUUUUAAAAUAUUUUUGUUUACAUUUCUUGAACUGUUCACAACACAACAGAAUGUCAAAUAUGCCUUUUUCGAUGGUACCAAAGACGCCAUUUUACCGUCAUCUACAAUGAAGAAGGUGACAGCCGAGAGCACCAUAAGCUGUGCAUUGCAAUGUUCUCAAACAAAGGAAUGCCGUUCAUGGAACUACUAUAAAACUAGGAACAUUGAAAAUUGUGUACUAAAUUCCCUCAAAGCUCUCAACAGUGACAUACUAGUACGUCAUGACGGCGGGAUCUAUUAUCAGGACGACAAGGAUGAAAUGGAUUGCAAUGAUAUAGAUGGUGCAGGAAUGUUGCCUAUCAAAAUAGCAGGGUUUGGAACAAAAGAAGUUUAUUGUGACAACGGGUGGCUUGUUUUGAUGAGAAGAUAUGACAACUCAAUGAAGUUUAACAGAAGCUGGAAUGAGUAUAAGAUUGGUUUUGGGGAUCCCCGCCUACAGUUCUGGAUGGGCAAUGAGGCCCUUUAUGCGUUAACCAAUCAAGGUGAUUACUCCAUGCUGGUUGAUAUGUUGUCCUGCAACGGCAAUUAUUACUAUGUCAAAUGGAACGUGUUUAGAAUUAAAAAUGAGACAAUGAAAUAUGCUGUUGAUGCCCUUAAUCUCGAGUCCUACAACACAACGAGCACGACUGGACUGCUAGAAAUCCGCGGACGUCCUUUUGGAACCACUGACGACACUUCUGCAUACAGUGGUUACCUUAAUGAAACGUGUGCUGAGCGUCACGGUGGGGGCUGGUGGUUUGGAAGGUGCAUUAGCAAUCACCUAACUGGAUAUUAUCCUGAUUGCAGUAACACAGGUGACAAUGAUGAAAGGAAAGGCAAAAUGAAAUUCACGGCUAUCACAGGAUAUAACUGUAACUUUGGGUGCCUGCUGCAAGCCGCUACGAUGAAAUUACGGCGAAAUAAUUAGAUAUGUAAAGUUCACACGGAUAAUGCGGAAAUCGAAAAAGAAACUUUCGUCUAUAAUAAGGAUGAUGAAAAACAAAUUUGUCAAGGGACAUAAGGGUAUAUUUAAUUGAAGAACGCAACAGGUGAACCGAGAGCAUGUUAAAUUUAAGAACAUUUUUUGUUCACCACAAUGAUCAUGAUGCAUUAUACACUUAUAUCAUAGACAUGGAGGGUACAAACGUAAAUAUCCAGACAUCGCAACACGCACAUUACCACACGGAGUCCGUAGGUACGCCCGCAUAUAUAUCCCUUAGCGUGCUGAGGGAGGCGGCCGCUGUGCAAAGUUGUAAUGUCCUAGUACCAUCUACAUUUUUUCGUGCUUUUACUGUUAGAAAUGCUUGCAAAACCUAGGGCUGCAGGCUGUAGCAAACUGGCACAGUACCACAACAUUUGGCGUUGCAUAGAUCACGUACAAGUAUUGUUCAAUGGAUUACAGUCAUCGUUAUAAUAGCUGUAGCUGCUGUUGAUCUCUUAACCUUUCACAUAUGGUGAUUCUAUGAGACAUAUUAAUUUAUGACGAUAAAAGUGUAAUUUAAUUGUAUGAAUUUGGUGUGUGUUUCUUUAUUCUAGCCACGUAGGAGAAGCAUUAUUGCAUAAUUAGAUGCAGAAAUAACCUUAUAUGCGGCAUCUGGAUGAUAAUAAAUGUUUACUAUAGGCCUAUCCUGAAUGCAAGCUAUGUUUGAUUUGUUACACGCGCAUGGGCUCUUUUGUCUAACAAUGUCUUUUCAUAUUAUUUAUAUUUAUCAAUUUUUCGCAUAACUGAUUGAUUUUACGGAAAUACAGAGUUAACGAAAUGAGAUAUAUUUAAUGCUUUAGCUGUUAUUUGUGCGUUAAUGAAUUUAAUCAUUGUCAUCCCCUUGUAAAAAUGAGAGAACUGAUCUAGGGCCCCUUAAUUUGAUUGAUUGUUUUACGUUUUAAUGUAUUUGUUAUCUGACAUUGCACACAUUUAAAAACAUUUUCGACAAAGAUAAAUUUGCAACCCAUAAAUAGGUUAAUACAAAGACGAAAGGCAGAGUCAGUUGAAAUGGCUAACUGAUGCAAAUAAAAACCAUUGAUGCAUAUCAAGUAUCAAGGUAAAAUUCCAUCAUAGUAAUUAAAAAUCAAAAUUUCAAGAUAAGAAAUUGGAAGUUUUAAAUGCUAGCUUUUAAAACUUUUUGCACUCGUUAUUAAAUAAUCCAUUGAUAUUUUAAUUUUGAUUUUGGUCUUUUGAAUGUCUCAGAUACACGUAUUAAUAUUUGGCAGUUUAUAUUCAUUUUAGAAGGUUAUACAUGCUAUGAUUAGGGCCAUUACUUAUUUUUGUGGACAACUUUUUGCGUGUAUUGAACCG